Molecule: messenger RNA, 1392 nt
Organism: Chanos chanos (milkfish)
Lineage: Eukaryota; Metazoa; Chordata; Actinopteri; Gonorynchiformes; Chanidae
Gene: eef1a2
Product: eukaryotic translation elongation factor 1 alpha 2
Exons: 7
Coding region: 1-1392 (463 amino acids)
Biological process (GO): translational elongation
Molecular function (GO): GTP binding; translation elongation factor activity; GTPase activity
Source: RefSeq, a predicted model, not a curated record
AUGGGGAAAGAGAAGAUCCACAUUAACAUUGUGGUUAUUGGUCAUGUUGACUCAGGAAAGUCCACCACUACUGGGCAUCUCAUCUACAAAUGCGGUGGCAUUGACAAGAGGACCAUCGAAAAAUUUGAGAGGGAAGCAGCAGAGAUGGGGAAGGGAUCUUUUAAAUAUGCCUGGGUUCUAGACAAACUGAAAGCUGAAAGGGAGAGAGGCAUCACCAUUGAUAUUUCUUUGUGGAAAUUCGAGACCACAAAAUAUUACAUCACAAUCAUCGAUGCCCCUGGACACAGAGAUUUCAUCAAGAACAUGAUCACAGGGACUUCCCAGGCGGACUGUGCUGUGUUGAUCGUGGCAGCUGGCGUGGGUGAAUUUGAGGCGGGCAUCUCUAAAAACGGACAGACUCGUGAACAUGCUCUCCUGGCUUACACGCUGGGCGUCAAACAGCUGAUUGUGGCCGUCAACAAGAUGGACUCCACUGAGCCGCCCUACAGUGAGAAACGAUACGAUGAGAUUGUGAAGGAGGUCAGCGCUUACAUCAAGAAAAUCGGCUACAGCCCCGCAGGCGUGCCCUUCGUACCCAUCUCCGGUUGGCAUGGCGACAACAUGCUGGAACCAUCUUCUAAUAUGCCGUGGUUUAAGGGCUGGAAGUUGGACAGGAAGGAACAACAUGCAAGUGGAGUCACACUGCUGGAGGCUCUGGACACCAUCAUGCCCCCUACACGCCCCACUGAUAAACCACUGCGCCUCCCACUACAGGAUGUCUACAAGAUAGGAGGCAUUGGCACAGUACCUGUGGGCAGAGUGGAGACCGGCAUCUUACGACCCAGCAUGGUGGUGACCUUUGCCCCUGUUAACAUAACCACAGAGGUGAAAUCAGUGGAGAUGCACCAUGAGUCCCUAAGCGAGGCGUUGCCAGGCGAUAACGUGGGUUUUAACGUGAAGAAUGUGUCAGUGAAGGACAUACGGCGUGGUAAUGUGUGUGGAGACAGUAAAUCUGACCCUCCUCAGGAAGCCUCUGGCUUCACAGCGCAGGUGAUUAUUCUGAACCAUCCUGGCCAGAUCAGUGCUGGUUAUUCUCCUGUCAUUGAUUGCCACACGGCUCAUAUUGCUUGUAAGUUUGCUGAGCUGAAGGAGAAAAUCGAUCGUCGGUCAGGGAAAAAGCUGGAGGACAACCCAAAAAGUCUCAAGUCUGGAGACGCUGCCAUCGUGGACAUGAUCCCAGGGAAGCCAAUGUGUGUGGAGAGCUUCUCUCAGUAUCCUCCUCUGGGGCGUUUUGCCGUUCGAGACAUGCGACAGACGGUUGCAGUUGGCGUCAUCAAAAACGUGGAAAAGAAGAUCGGUGGCACGGGCAAGGUCACCAAAUCUGCUCAGAAGGCUCAGAAAGCCAACAAGUGA